Molecule: messenger RNA, 306 nt
Organism: Closterium sp. Naga37s-1
Lineage: Eukaryota; Viridiplantae; Streptophyta; Zygnematophyceae; Desmidiales; Closteriaceae
Source: the annotation of a GenBank genome assembly
AUGCUUGUUGACGCUCUGCUCAUGCACUUCCCAUCCGUCUUCAAGCAGCAGUGGAUCCACUUCCCGACCCGUGACGACCUCGACGAGAUGGCGGAGGAGUUCCGCGCCAUCAAAGGAGUACCUGCUGUAGUGGGGGCUAUAGACGGCACACACGUGCACAUGAAGGGGAUGGAGGGGCACAGGCAGGAGUACUACACGCGCAAGUCAUGCUACGCCGUCCAGCUGCAGCUCACAUGCGACGCGCGCUGCCUAAUGGAUGACUGGGAGCAGUGCUUUACUGCCAAAGCGCAACGCGCAUGGCAGUAG